This is a messenger RNA of Galleria mellonella (greater wax moth), 1254 nucleotides long. RefSeq names its product dehydrogenase/reductase SDR family protein 7-like. The transcript is spliced from 5 exons. Gene Ontology annotation, cellular component: membrane. Gene Ontology annotation, molecular function: oxidoreductase activity. Bases 149 to 1093 code for a protein of 314 amino acids. NCBI's taxonomy places the organism in Eukaryota, Metazoa, Arthropoda, Insecta, Lepidoptera, Pyralidae. The record is from RefSeq and is a predicted model, not a curated record.
CUCUUAUCCCUUCGUUAUAUACUUUUAGCUGUUUGUGUCCUGAUUUUUUUAUAUCUAAUAAAAUAACUACAUAAAAGUGAUUUAUUAAUUUCUUUAAUUACUCUUUUUUGUAUCUUAAUUUUAAUUUCUUCUAUCGUAAUAUUGCAAAAUGAAUUUGUAUUAUUCCAACAUAAAUUCUAUUGUGUGGUAUUUAAAAUAUGUAGGAUUACCGCUAACGCUUUGUUUUAGUAUACAUUGUUUAAUUUCCCGUGUAUCUAACAAAAAGCGUAGAUCUGCUUUACAAAAAAAGGUUGUUGUAAUAACUGGUGCCAGUUCUGGUAUAGGAGAGGCAUUAGCACAUUCCUUUUAUGCUCAAGGAAGUACAGUGGUUUUAGCAGCACGACGAAGAACAGAACUUGAUAGAGUAAAAAAAGAAUUAAUGUCAAGAAAAAUGCCCAUCCAAGUUCCAGAACCUGUUGUGUUGGAGUUGGAUCUUUCUAACCUUGAUAGUAUGGAUUCAUUUGUAAAAAAAAUAUAUGACUCUUGUGGGCAUAUUGAUAUUUUGAUUAACAAUGGUGGAGUAUCUCACCGUGCCUCUAUUUUGAAUACAGAAAUUAAAGUUUAUAAACAGAUAAUGGAUGUGAAUUAUUUUGGUUCUGUGGCAUUGACUAAAGCUGCUCUUCCAAAAAUGGUGGAGAGAAAAAGCGGUCAUAUUGUGUUUAUAAGUUCAGUGCAAGGACUCAUUGCUAUCCCAAAUCGUUCAGCAUAUGCUGCAUCUAAACAUGCUAUCCAGGCAUUUGGAGAUUCUCUUCGUGCUGAAAUGCAUCAACACAAUAUUAAUGUAACAGUUAUAAGUCCAGGAUAUGUGAAAACUGCUGUGUCAUUGAAUGCUCUGACUGGUAGUGGUAGUUUUCAUGGAGUCAUGGACUCUGAGACUGCUGCUGGUUUCACAUCAGAAUAUGCUGCAGAGAAGUUCUUAGACAUGAUUGUAAAUAAAGAAAAUGAACGGGUAUUGAGUCAACUGAUGCCACAUAUAGCAAUAUACUUAAGACAAUGUUUCCCAUCAUUAUAUUUCCAAAUUAUGGCUAAAAGAGCAACAAGCAAAACAAAUUGAAUAUAAACUGGUUAGUUUGUCUAAAAACUUCUGACCACUUAAUUAAUUGGUGAUUUUAUAAAAAAGAUAAUCUUAAAAAUGGUAUUUAAAAUGUUUUUGUGAAGCAACAGCUAAGUUUCUUAUUAAAAAUUCUUUAAUUCUUUUGUAUUUAUUAAAAUUUA